Pistacia vera is the source of this 1122-nucleotide messenger RNA. RefSeq names its product agamous-like MADS-box protein MADS2. Gene Ontology annotation, biological process: positive regulation of transcription by RNA polymerase II. NCBI's taxonomy places the organism in Eukaryota, Viridiplantae, Streptophyta, Magnoliopsida, Sapindales, Anacardiaceae. The record is from RefSeq and is a predicted model, not a curated record. The transcript is spliced from 8 exons. Gene Ontology annotation, cellular component: nucleus. Gene Ontology annotation, molecular function: RNA polymerase II cis-regulatory region sequence-specific DNA binding; DNA-binding transcription factor activity, RNA polymerase II-specific; protein dimerization activity. The coding region runs from base 93 to 818 and encodes 241 amino acids.
UAUUAAAAAAAGAAGAUCAAAUCCUUCUUUUUUGGUUGUUACAAUUGAUUUAUAAAUUAAAAAAAAAACAAGUAACUGAUAAAAUAGUAGUGAUGGGGAGGGGAAGAGUGGAGCUGAGAAGGAUAGAGAACAAGAUAAAUCGGCAGGUGACUUUUGCAAAGAGAAGAAAUGGAUUGUUAAAGAAGGCUUAUGAGCUCUCAGUUUUAUGUGAAGCUGAGGUUGCUCUUAUCAUCUUCUCUAGCCGUGGCAAACUCUAUGAGUUCUCAAGCAUUUCCAAUGUUGCCAAGACAAUUGACAAGUACGAAAAGUAUAGUUUUGGAGCUCUGGAAGCAAACCAACCAGCUCACGAUACUGAGAGCAACUACCACGAAUACUUACAGCUUAAAUCAAAAUAUGAGCACCUACAACACUCACAGAGACAACUUCUUGGUGAAGAUAUAGGAGACUUGGGGAUAGCAGAGCUUGAACGGCUUGAGCGGCAGCUGGACAUUUCAGUGGGGCAAGUCAGGUCACUCAAGACCCAGUCCCAGCUUGAUCGGCUUUCUGAACUCCAAAGGAAGGAAGAAAUGUUAAUGGAAACCAACGUUGUCUUAAAGAGGAAGUUGGAAGAAAUUGAUGUAGCACUUAAAUCAUGGGAAACUGGCGAACAAAGCUUCACCUACAGCCAUAAACCUGCUCAGUAUGAGCCUUCUAUCCAUCCUUUACACGGCAAUGGCACAUUGCAGAUGGGUUGCAGUUCUGGUGGGGUUACACAUGAGGGAACUGCGGCUACUUCACCCCAAGAUGCGAAUGGACUGAUUCCAGAGUGGGUGCUUUGAGUUUGCAAGUAGUGUUGAAAAAAUCAACAAUUCUUAAUGAAAGCAAAUAAUAUAAGAGAAUAAGUAUCUGUCAACCUCGACUGUUGUUACGAAAGAAUGAUAAUUGGCAGUUGCUGAAGAACCUUCUGUAAUAAAGGGUAUGUAAAUGCAAUUUAUAUUAAUACUUAAAACAACCAAUAUGCUUCUUGUUCUUGUAGUCUACAUAUAUACCUAUGUAAUUACUGUUAUCUUUGAAUAACAACUCUUUAUAAUAGAGUGGUAUGUGAUGUGUGUAUUGAACCAAUAUUGGAUUUUGAGGGGAGUU